Molecule: messenger RNA, 1179 nt
Organism: Phytomonas sp. Hart1
Lineage: Eukaryota; Euglenozoa; Kinetoplastea; Trypanosomatida; Trypanosomatidae
Source: the annotation of a GenBank genome assembly
AUGGUGAAUGCGUACUGGGAAGCGCUCCUGGAGCUGUGUUUGAAGGUGACCAACAUUCUCUACGACAUUGUGAAUCCGUUCUCGUACAAUCAACAUUUGGUCUCCACCUUCAGCCAUAGCGGGGUGGCGAUGGCGGUGAAUAUUCUCGGCGAGCGGCAUGAUGCGGAGGGGAAUGUCUUCCUGCUCGUCUCCUUCCGCGGCCGCGACGAGCCGGCGAAGUCGACCUUCGAGGCCUUCGAUUCCACCUAUGAGGAGACGCUUCAGUUUUCCCCCCCGAUAUGGGUGCCUUUGGACGAUAUUCGCCAUUUCGCGGAGAUCAAGCGCUAUUUGAAGCAAAUGGAGGAGAGCUUUCCGCACUAUUGCGCGGACUCCAACUCCUACGCGGACGCCGGCAUGAGUUUGAUGGAAAACAGCGAUUCCGGCGUCAAGGGCCUCGACGAGGAGGAGCGAAAUGCCCUCGAGCAGGAGCUCCGCCGCCUGCCUAAGCGCCACAACAGCGGGCCUUUUGAGAACGGCAGCGGCGCCUUUGCGAUGACCCCACAGCACCGAAAAGAACUGCCCCCGAUGUUGGACGAAACCCCCGAGAAGACCGACAAACGCGCCUGGCGCGGGUCGCCGGUGCAUACCUCGCCCUUCUUCUCCCCCAAACGCCAGGACGUGCGGCGGUUGUUGACGCCUCUCGACCUGGCGAGGGGGGGCGAAUUCCCCCCCGCCCCCGGGACCUUGUCGAACAGCCUGCUGGUCCGGAAGAUCGCGGCGGGGCUGCCGCUCAACGGCGCUAAUACUUUCCCCGCGCGCUUGGGCGAGCCGUGCGAAAAAAAACUGGGCGAUACCCAUCCCCAUCCCCAAACCUCCCACACGCAGUCUUUGGGCGCCCCUUCUCAGCGGUUGACGGCGGCGCCGCCUUGUCAGAGAAUCGGCGGCAGCCAGGCAUCUUUCUUUCCCAAACUUUCAAACGGCUUGGAUUCAAAUAAUAAUUCUAAUAAAGGGAUGAAUUGUCUACAACCUCCCCCUCGUGGGAUCGAGGAGCGCCUUGAACGGAAGAACUACCGCCUUAGCGAUAGCCAGCGCCUGCAGUACGAGAAGUUUCUUCAUCACUCGGCGCUAAGCGCACUGAAAAAUAAAGAAAAAAUAACCUUGGUGCUUGGAAUGGAGCAGGAAAUGAAAACCUCACAUUAG